UCACAUUUCAGAAUAUUCUGGUUGAAAUGACGAGAAGGAAGAUAGCAAUAAAGAAGAUCGAGAACGUAGCUGCGAGGCAGGUGGCUUUCUCAAAGAGAAGGAAAGGUCUAUUCAAGAAGGCUAUGGAGCUGUCAACUCUCUGUGAUGCUGAGAUUGCUCUCUUAGUAUUUUCAGCUUCGGGCAAACUCUUUGAUUAUGCUAGUACAAGCACGAGGCAAGUAAUUGAAAGGAGAAACCUAUACUCAGAUGUGAACCUUGUGAAGUCAUACCAGCCACCUCAAGAGCUACAGGUUGAAGGUGAAUAUUUUAUGCUAAACAAGGAAAUAGAAGAGAAGACUCUUGAAAUAAGGCAAUUGAAUGGGGAAGAACUUCAAGAAUGCACACUUGAAGAAUUGCAGAAACUAGAGGAAAGACUUCAAAGAGGCUUGUCUCGAGUUUCAAAAACAAAGGAUGAAAGAUUCAUGAAACCCAUCAACGCACUAAAGAGAAAGGGAAUCCAACUCAUGGAAGAAAAUCGAACAUUGAAGCAGAGACUUGCACGUGAACGAGGCCAGUCUUCUGACUCCAUCGUCAUUUGCAGUUCAUCUGACAAUCCUCCUCAAGACGCUGAUAGUUUGAUGCAUCUCUCAGGCUGGGGUAACAACACUUCGCUCUCCUUCUCAAGAAUAAACCUCCCCUUCUCUCUUUUGAAGGAGAGAUUGGCUGAAAUGACGAGAAGGAAGAUAGCAAUAAAGAAGAUCGAGAACGUAGCUGCGAGGCAGGUGGCUUUCUCAAAGAGAAGGAAGGGUCUAUUCAAGAAGGCUAUGGAGCUGUCAACUCUCUGUGAUGCUGAGAUUGCUCUCUUAGUAUUUUCAGCUUCGGGCAAACUCUUUGAUUAUGCUAGUACAAGCACGAGGCAAGUAAUUGAAAGGAGAAACCUAUACUCAGAUGUGAACCUUGUGAAGUCAUACCAGCCACCUCAAGAGCUACAGGUGGAAGGUGAAUAUUUUAAGCUAAACAAGGAAGUAAAAGAGAACACUCUUGAAAUAAGGUAUUACUAUUACCAUUAUUAA
Messenger RNA from Neltuma alba, 1052 nucleotides. Its product is annotated as MADS-box protein SVP-like. Gene Ontology annotation, biological process: positive regulation of transcription by RNA polymerase II. Bases 27 to 1052 code for a protein of 341 amino acids. Gene Ontology annotation, cellular component: nucleus. Lineage: Eukaryota; Viridiplantae; Streptophyta; Magnoliopsida; Fabales; Fabaceae. Gene Ontology annotation, molecular function: RNA polymerase II transcription regulatory region sequence-specific DNA binding; protein dimerization activity; DNA-binding transcription factor activity. The transcript is spliced from 12 exons. The record is from RefSeq and is a predicted model, not a curated record.